AUGUCAGUCGAUAUCUGUAAACUCGACGGCCAGGAUGGGCAAGUUCUUCCAAUUCACGUGCCACAGAAUGUGGGUCUGCUGGAAACGUAUCGAUACCUUAUGGAGGACGUGGCAGAUCCUAGGGUAGCGGACUGGUUCUUAAUGGGCAGCCCAGUUCCAUUGUUAGGAAUUAUAUCCUUUUAUCUCGCGUUUGUUCUUCGUCUCGGUCCACUUUAUAUGAAGAACCGAAAGCCGUUCAACUUGAACAAGGUCAUGAUAUUUUAUAACAUUUUUAUGGCGACCGCAAGUGCUGCAGUGUUUUAUGGGCUGCUUACGUCUGGCUUCACAACAAAAUUAUCUUUAGGAUGCGAAACUCAUGUUGUUUCACAUGAUCCUGAGUCUUAUCGUAUGGCACGAUGGAUAUGGAGGCUUUUAAUACUGAAACUCUUCGAGCUGGGCGAUACUCUCAUGUUCAUUCUCAGAAAGAAGUUCAGUCAAGCAUCGUUUCUUCACAUUUAUCAUCAUACAUCCACGGUUCUCCUCUCGUGGAUAACGUGCAAAUUCGUUCCAGGGGGCAUGUGGACGUUCCCGAUUAUGCCAAACUGCAUAGUGCACGUGAUUAUGUACACCUAUUAUCUCCUUGCCUGCUUGGGUCCAGAAAUGCAAAAGAGGAUCGCGCCUUGGAAACAAUACAUUACGGGAUUACAAAUGUUCCAAUUUGUUAUCAUGAUAGGCCAUACAUGUCAAACUCUGUUACCUUCCUGUGAACCGAAUCGGAAACCAGUGGCUUAUAUCUACAUGUCUCAGAUCCUCACCAUAUUCUACAUGUUCUGCGACUAUUACAAGAAAUCGUAUCUCAGAAAAAAGACCGAGUAA
Molecule: messenger RNA, 855 nt
Organism: Dufourea novaeangliae
Lineage: Eukaryota; Metazoa; Arthropoda; Insecta; Hymenoptera; Halictidae
Product: elongation of very long chain fatty acids protein 7-like
Exons: 7
Coding region: 1-855 (284 amino acids)
Biological process (GO): very long-chain fatty acid biosynthetic process; fatty acid elongation, saturated fatty acid; sphingolipid biosynthetic process
Cellular component (GO): endoplasmic reticulum membrane
Molecular function (GO): fatty acid elongase activity
Source: RefSeq, a predicted model, not a curated record